Molecule: messenger RNA, 3571 nt
Organism: Gadus morhua (Atlantic cod)
Lineage: Eukaryota; Metazoa; Chordata; Actinopteri; Gadiformes; Gadidae
Gene: lhx1a
Product: LIM homeobox 1a
Exons: 5
Coding region: 730-1953 (407 amino acids)
Biological process (GO): neuron differentiation; regulation of transcription by RNA polymerase II
Cellular component (GO): nucleus
Molecular function (GO): zinc ion binding; DNA-binding transcription factor activity, RNA polymerase II-specific; RNA polymerase II transcription regulatory region sequence-specific DNA binding
Source: RefSeq, a predicted model, not a curated record
GUACUGGAGACUGAAAGACACACCGUCAAACUCAGAGCCUAGAUGACACACUUGUCCUAGAAUUACUACAGGCUUGUUUUUUUUGCCCAUCAUAUACUGGACAUCCGAAAGAGCUGGAGGAGACCUAAUUAAUUGAUCGUUUUUUUAGGUUUUGCCGUUUGUUUCGACCGAGAGUUGACCAGUGGAUAAGCGGCGAUGUCUCACUACAUCCAUUUUUUUUAGUGGCAUGCGUGUCUUGUAGGACAGUAUCGCCUACACCACAUCAUUUAGACGCCUCAUCCUGAAGUACAGACAUCGUCGUGUUCUUUUCAGCACAUGCGUCACUUUGAAGACCACGGAGACGCACGGUUGAUUGUUUUCUCAUUGGAGGCAAUCUGUUUAGCGUUUGGUUUCUUCAUUUGGUUAGGUCAUAUUAUUGUGUAUAGUGGACUGGCCCGCGGACUGGCUUGCGCGAGGACGUCUGGGUAUCCACCGCCGCCGCCCGCUGCUCUGGACGCUACCUCCCCGGUGGGAACGUUACGCGCGCCGGGAGAAAUCCGUGGUGACAUCUGAUCGACUGCUGGUUUGAAUGCGUUGACCUGGGGACUCCGAUUCGAAGGGAACCACAUAGUCGGACGAAACAGUCGAUCCUGGUUCGUCCUGUGCUGUUGAUUUGUUGUCGAAUCAAAUAGAGAGAGAGGGAGAGAGGGAGGUGAUCCACGUUAUCACUGUGGGUGCAUAUCCAAAGUCAUGGUACACUGCGCUGGGUGCGAGAGGCCUAUUCUGGACCGGUUUCUCCUCAAUGUUUUGGACAGAGCGUGGCACGUCAAGUGCGUUCAGUGCUGCGAAUGUAAAUGCAACUUGACUGAGAAAUGCUUUUCCCGAGAGGGAAAACUGUACUGCAAAAACGACUUCUUUAGAAGGUUUGGCACAAAGUGCGCUGGGUGUUCCCAAGGCAUCUCACCUAACGACCUGGUCCGGAGGGCGAGGAGCAAAGUGUUUCACCUCAACUGUUUCACCUGCAUGAUGUGCAAUAAGCAGCUAUCAACCGGAGAAGAGCUCUACAUUAUAGAUGAAAACAAAUUCGUUUGUAAGGAAGAUUACCUAAACAACGCGAGCGUUAAAGACACCAACCUUCUCUCAGUAACGGCCUGCAGCGAUCCGAGUCUAUCGCCGGAUUCUCAAGAUCAGUUACAGGACGACGUCAAUCUAAAGGACUCAGAAAUAGCAGCUUUGUCUGACAAAGAAACGGGUAAUAACGAAAACGACGACCAGAACCUCGGCGGUAAGCGACGCGGACCUCGGACCACCAUCAAGGCCAAGCAGCUGGAGACACUGAAGGCGGCGUUCGCGGCUACGCCGAAGCCCACCCGACACAUCAGGGAGCAGCUGGCCCAGGAGACGGGGCUGAACAUGAGGGUCAUUCAGGUAUGGUUCCAGAACAGGCGCUCCAAAGAGAGGCGCAUGAAGCAGCUGAGCGCGCUGGGCGCGAGGAGACACGCGUUCUUCAGGAGCCCGAGGCGUAUGAGGACGUUAGUGGACAGGCUCGAGCCCGGCGAGCUCAUUCCGAACGGCCCCUUCUCUUAUUACGGAGAUUAUCAAAGCGAGUACUACGGGCCAGGAGGAAACUACGACUUCUUCCCUCAAGGGCCCCCGUCGUCCCAGGCCCAGACCCCGGUGGACCUCGCCUUCGUGCCCUCCUCGGGCCCCACGGGGACCCCACUGGGGGGCAUGGAGCACCCCCUUCCCGGACACCACCCCUCCAGUGAGGUGCAGCGCUUCUCGGACAUCAUGUCCCACCACCCCGGGGACUCCCCCAGCCCGGAGCCCGGCAUCCCGGGGGCCAUGCACGGCCUCUCCUCCGAGGUGUUCGGCCCCAGCCCCCCCUUCACCUCGCUCUCGCUCAACGGCAGCGGAUACAACAGCCACCUGUCCCACGCGCCCUCAGAAAUGAACGAGGGCACGGUGUGGUAGCUCCCGGGGGGCCGGAGGGGCCGCUGGGGCCCGCGGAGCAGGGACUCACCAGAGAACACAGGGAGCGCGUCCAGGACACGGGGCAUCGGGGCCGAGUGAGGGAGGCAAAUGUAUCAGUUUGUUUUGGUUUUGUUUCGGCGAGUAGGAAGGUGUCAUUUGGUAUUUAUUUAUUUAUUUUUUGUGAAUUCACUUGGGGGUUUUAUGUGGCAGAGUAUGGCAUUAACACCGGAUGGAUGGUCUGAAUACGUUUUUUAUUUUUAUUUUUUGGUAUUGUGUCUAAUGUCUGGAUAGCAUAUAUAUUUAUUUUUUAUUUUCUUCUCUUCGAAUCCCCAAAUUGAUUGAUAGGGGGGGGGGGCAGGCGUGUCCUGAGAGCCGGGACCCUUCAUGACCUCUGUCAGCAGCCCAGUGUAGCAACCCAACCUCAAACACUCAACACUGGGAAGAAAAAUACAACCUUUUCAAAUCUCCCUAGUAUGUUGUGAACAUGAAAACAUCAUUAGCUACUGUCAACGACUCGGGCAGCUUUACCAGAGAGAGAGAGAGAGAGAGCGAGGACAGAGGGCUGCUUGGGGUCUGACCUGGCACUGGAGGAGAGCAGAGCAGCCUCCAGACUGCUCACGGCAACGUGUCCCCUGCACUCAGAAGCCCGUCAGACCUCUUUGCCUUUAAAGGCUCUGCCAUAUUGACACUUCAAACAACCUUUUGACACUAUGUAUGUUUCUGACAGCCCAAGGAAGUUACGUUAUUCCUGUGUUAUUGGUUCCUUUUCCUGUGUUUUUGUUUCUAAAUAUCACCAAAUCCGAGGAUGGCUGCCUUUAAAAGGCAAACAGUGAAAACACUCGACGGAUUGCAAGCCCUUUAUUAAAAUGGAUACAAACUUGAAGCGUUGAUGAAAUGAAGUCUACCUUCUAAAAAUCUUUUACCAAGGGUUCUGAAUAAGGACUUAGAGCAGUCAAUUGUUUACGUAAUUUAAUUCAGGAGUCCAAAAGUCUAGAACCACAUUUUAGAACCUCUGGAUUCAGAUAAAAAUGUUCCAAGCAACUAACCAAACUUUUUUUAUCCAAUUUAAUUUAUAUAUGGAGACAAAACAACAACAAAGAAGAAAAAAAGAAGAAUACAGUUUGCUGGGGUUGUGGUUCACUGUGCUAGUUUGUACAAGAUGUUGUUUACAAAAAAUGGAAAAAAUAAAUAAAAACAUAAGUAAGUAGACAGUUGCCAAAUAUAAAAAAAGAAUAGCACAAAUACUGAUAAAGUGCUUUGCACCAUCAUUUGCAGAACGUGUUGAGAGAAAAAUUAGGUGUUAUAAGGAGUAACUGACUUCUUAUUUUUUUUAGGCUGCUGACAAAGCAUUCAUAAAAUUGUUAAUAUGACAUAAUUAGACAGGUUUUAUUUUUGUGUCUUUAAAGGGAAAAAAAUCCAAUCUAUUGAAAUCGAUGGUCAAAUAUGCAGCUUGUAGCUGCUACAUCUCUUUGAAUAUCAAGCCCUCAUGGUAUGUCUUUUAUUGUUCCAAUAAACCUACGCUUAUGUGACCUCCAGUGCAUAUUAGACCAUUCACUGUAUAAAUACGAUAUGUUCAACAAAAUGUGUUUCUAAUAAAACUAGACAAUAUACAUUUGAA